AAAAUAUUUCUCUUGCGUAAAACAACAUUCGAACAUGGUAAAUAAAUGUUCAAGAAAAAAAAAAAAAAAAGAAAAAAAAAAUAAAUAAAUGGAAAAAAAAUAUUUUCAAUCUUAAUGUACAUAAAGAUAUCGUAGUGUGUAAUAAAAUAUCGUAGAUAAGUCAGUGAAUUUUUGCGUUGUAAUAGAUUUGUCAUAGUAACCAAGUCGACAUAGUGGCACGUUUGCUUUUCACAGUCGAGAAGAUAAUUUAAUAAUCGCUAUGAUCAUGAGUAGUGAAGGAGUCACUGUUUCCAUCAUCUCACCAAGUGAAGAUCUUGCUUGAGGAAGCGAAGUUUAUUGGAAGGAGAAGAACAUGUUUUCGAUUCCGCAAUCGUAAUUUCCGGGACAUUUCGCAAUUGUGCUUGGACGAUCAAGUUUUAGCUUACUAGGUCAGAAGACGUUAAAGUCAUAGAAAGGAAAAACGACGUCGACGUAGGCAAGAUAUUCAAUGUGUACAGCAUUAUCAUCCAGGCAUUUGUAAGAUGAAACCGUCCAUGAAAAUGGGAGUGAUCGCCUUGAUUGGUGUUUGUGUGGUAUUUUAUCAAUAUCACCUGUCUACAGGAGUUAGAUUCGAUCAGGCGAUCGAUUUUAGUGCCGGUGGAUCUAUCGAUGAUGAGGUCGAAUCUCAUCAGAUUAAGUUCCCAAGGUUUACCUCAGAUAUGGUAAUGAACGCGGUACGUAGAGUACAAGAUUUGAAUGGUCUCAGUCCAGAAGUUGGUACAUUAUUGAUCAAAGAAAUAUGGUAUCAACUCAAUAAAAAUGUUCUUGAAACUACGGAAAACGAAUCGCGAAUUUUACGACCUUGUUCAAAACUUGUCAUUUCGAACGUCGCAUGUAUGCCUUCCUUAUCAUCAUCGUCCACGAAGAAUGAAAUAUCUUUGGAUCCUCUCUACAUUAUAACACCGACUUAUCGUAGACCAGAACAAAUUCCAGAGCUCACUAGGAUGUCUCAUACGCUUAUGUUAGUUAAAAAUGUUCAUUGGCUCGUAAUAGAGGAUGCAUACGUAGCCACGAAACAAGUUACGAGAUUACUCGAACGUACGGGUUUAAAAUUCGAUCAUCUAACAGCGCCAAUGCCAGAAAAAUAUAAAUUUAAAAAUGGUGCAAAACCACGUGGCGUUUCUAACAGAAAUCGUGGCUUGCAAUGGAUAAGAGCGAACGCAACGAAAGGUGUACUUUAUUUCGCUGAUGAUGAUAAUACCUAUGACAUAGCUUUGUUCGACGAGAUCCGUAAAACGAAAACUGUAUCAAUGUUUCCGGUUGGUCUUUGUACCAAAUUUGGUUUGAGUUCUCCGAUUAUAAAGAACGGAACGUUUGCUGGUUUCUAUGAUGGAUGGGUCGCUGGUCGUAAGUUUCCAGUUGACAUGGCAGGAUUUGCCGUGAACGUCAAAUUUUUACUUCAAAGGCCAAACGCCACGAUGCCGUUUAGAGCUGGUUACGAGGAAGAUGGUUUCUUGAAGAGUCUUGCACCGUUAGAACCACGAGAUGUACAAUUAUUGGCAGACAAUUGUACAAAAGUACUCGCGUGGCAUACGCAAACAAAAAAAAAUGAACCAAGUGCACCAUUGAAUAUGAAACUCUAUGGGUCGACAAAUCUCGUUAAAUUGAAGGAACAAAUAGUAUGAUGUCCGGUAAGAUACAGCAUUAUUUGCCGAAGAUAAAAAUCUCGAGUACUCGUCCGUUUUGUUUUUCGGACCUGUUUCUAACGGAUAGGUGCAAGAAAAAAAAGCUAUGUGAUUUAGUGCCUAAAGUAUUUCUCCUACGUGUAAUCUAAAGAAGAAAAAGAAGAAGAAGAAGAAAAAGAACGGGGUGUUCUUAAGCUGAACCAUCAAAAUGACGGCGAAGUCUUUGAUCUAACUUUUAAUUUAAAGGCAGACUUUUACCUCAUAGCCAUGAGAUCGAAAAUGAGUCUCCUGCAUUGCAGUAGUAUGGUUUACUGUACCAUAGUGUUGAUAUAGUGCAUUUUAAAUUAUGUAUGUAUGUAUAUAUAUAUAUAUAUAUAUAUAUAUAUAUAUACAUACAUACAUAUACAUAUACAUACAUACAUACAUACAUACAUUCACAAAAAUACUCUCCCGCGAACAGUACAGACUAAUGACCAAUUGAGGUGAGUUAAAUUGAUUCUAGUGAGCAUAGUGAUAGUGAAAGAUUUUUGUGAGAAAGCAAGAAGAAUGAGGGAAGCAAUGUAAAAAAAAAAAAAAAGCGAGUAACUAUCUUGGACCAGUAAAUACAUAGUGAAAGUGUGAGAGCUCAAAACACAAAUCAAAUCUGCCUAAGCCUCCAAAUAUGCACUCAAUUGUAUUAAUGAGAUAUUAAUAGUAAUUAUGAGAUUUUUCUUUGUGUACCGUAUUUGGACAGUCUAUGCAGUCAUGCCACAAUCACAAAUUUCAACUUCCGAUUUUUAUCAGACACAUUGGAUAUCGAUUCCAUGUUAAAGCUUUUUGAACAAUAAUAUAAUAUUGUAAAUAAGUAUUACCAAUGCGGCAUAUUAUUAAGCCGGAAGAAUAUUCUAUGAAAAACGGUAUAUUGAAUUAAUAUCUUGAGAAGAUCCUUUUAUUAGAUAAAAAUAUAAAAUUCAAGGAUACUUGAACUGGUGAUUAUAAAAAAGUGAUCCAAAUCAUAUUAUAUAUUUUUCGUUUUGAAAUAUAUUGACAAUUAGGUUUGAUUUAUUUAAAAAUUUUUUUUUUUUUUUUUUUUUUUUUUUUUUUUUUUUUCUAUAAUGAGCAUAAAAAAAAUAAAUAUAUUUAUUCUUGAGAAAUAAUUCUUUUAUAUUAUUUUAAAAUUUUUUAAACAGAAUGUGAGAGAUAAAAUAUGUCUUUUUAUAUCUCAAAUGACUUAGAUCACUUUUAUAACCAUUGGCUUAUUUGUCAAAGAUUUCUUGAUUUUCUUUUCUUUUUUUUUGUGCAUGUCUUUUCCAUGGUCAUUAAUAAUCAUAAAUCAUUAUUAUAAUCAUUCUUUGUUGGUAGGUGAUCUUUUCAUCUUAUUUAAAUUAUAUUUGAACUUUCAUGUGAGAGGGAAACUUAUCAGUCAAAUAAACACCAUGAAUUUGAUAAUGUGAUCUCAAUAUUGCAUUAUUGUAAAAUGAUUUAUUUGUACAUAAAGAUCAUGCCGUGCUUCCUAGGCAAAAAGGUAUAAAUAUCACAUAUUGUAAUAGCAAAAAGAAAUUAAUAUUUUUUUUUGUUCUAUUUGCGGCUUAUUAACCAAUGUUGAUUAACUUAAUCGCCAGGUAGCUCGUCGAAGUAUAUAGAUUAUUAAGCAAAGCGCUCGAUUUUUCUUUCACAUAAUUCCUUUGUUGAUCAUUUUUUUUUUUGAGAGAGAGAGAGAGAGAGAGAGAGAGAGAGAGAGAGAAAGAGAGAGAAAAAAUAGGAAAAGUUUUGCAUAUCGAGUUAUGGCUGUCAAUAUUUGAAUAAUUUUUAUUGUAAAAGAGUUAGUUAUAUUCUCAACAGAUUUUGUGUAAAGCCAAAGAAUGUAAUCGUUCCGAUAACAAAAAAAAAGUAUAUAUAUACCAAAAAAGAUAAAAAAAAACAACACUUUCUUAUCAAAAAAAUACAAUCACGAAUUAGUAAUUGCAUUACUAUGAAAAACUCUAUACUAAGUACUACUCGUAUGUAGCCUAGAGGAAAUUAUUAGAUAUUUAAUAGAAAAUCUUUUCUCAAGGAUUUAUAUACAAAGUAAUAAUAUUACAAUGAGUUUUCACUUACAAUAGCAUCUCAAUUUUUUUGCUCGAUUUCUUUUUAGGCAUAUAUAUAUAUAUAUAUAUAUAUAUAUAUAUAUAUAUAUAUAUUUAUAUAUAUAUAUAUUACGAGGGACGUUGUAAAAAUCAGGGAUAACGACGCGAGAGAUGCAAGAUCAGAUUAUUCCAUUUAUCGUGUAAUACAGAAGUUGGUAAAAAACAAAUAUGUACGUAUACAUAUAUAUAUUUUUGCUGCAAAUCAGUUUUGCAAUGUACAAAAAAAUCUUUAUAUAAUUUUUAUUUCUCAAGUAUACGUCUUAUGAUUUUUGUAUCAAAGUAUCUAUUUAAUAAUCCCUUUUAAAAUAUAAAUGAAAAAUUAGAUAUAAUUAAGUUUAAAUAAUGCUGUCAUCCCAUAAUAAAUUAGUUCAUUUAGGUUUAGGCUUAAUUUGGAGAUAUGUUGUUAUUUCUUACAAUGCAUUGUAUAGUAUAUUGUAGAUGGAUUAUUAUACUGAUGUAAAGAGUAUCAAGCAAUAAUAUGAUAAAUACAAUAAUAAAAUUCAAAAAAUAUGUUCUAUUAUAUUAAUAAUAUCAACAAUAAACAAAAGUAUCACUCUUUCUCGAUAAAUAAUAUUAAUGAAAUUUAACUCCUGUUUAUAAAUUUGGAAUCAUUUUCUUAUAAGAUUCCAAUAUUCAAAUGUACAUAUGCUUUCCAAAUUGUAUAUGAUACAUUUUCUGACGAUAAUUAUAAAAAGAAAUUAAUGACGAAAUAAAACGAAAGUUAGAUAAACGUCGAAAUGAUUUUUAUUAUAUAAAUCGUCAAAUUUAAAUCAUAUAUAUUAUGGAUUAUGCUACGCGUAUGUACGUGUGAAACAUUAGUGAUAAAAACACUAUAAAAUUAUUAUAUGCGAGGACUGAUCACAAAUACUAUGAAAAAAAAAUUGUUUUCAUAUAUGUAAGAAGUAUUCUCAAAUUCACUCAUCAAUUUAUUCUAAUUUCGUGUGACUGUUAAUAUUGGAACUACAGAGACUGUAUAUGAUGAACAAAUACUAAAUAAAAAGAAUUAAGAACGA
Vespa crabro (European hornet) is the source of this 4782-nucleotide messenger RNA. RefSeq names its product galactosylgalactosylxylosylprotein 3-beta-glucuronosyltransferase P-like (gene GlcAT-P). NCBI's taxonomy places the organism in Eukaryota, Metazoa, Arthropoda, Insecta, Hymenoptera, Vespidae. The transcript is spliced from 7 exons. Gene Ontology annotation, molecular function: galactosylgalactosylxylosylprotein 3-beta-glucuronosyltransferase activity. Bases 522 to 1664 code for a protein of 380 amino acids. The record is from RefSeq and is a predicted model, not a curated record. Gene Ontology annotation, biological process: chondroitin sulfate proteoglycan biosynthetic process; carbohydrate metabolic process. Gene Ontology annotation, cellular component: Golgi membrane.